UGAGCUAGUCCCACCUGCCCACGUUUGUCCCAUAUCCCUCUAAGCCUGUCCUAUCCGUGUACCUGUCCACAUGUCUUUUAAUUGCUAUUUUAUCCUCUAAAUGUUUCCUCUCCAUGAUGUGGUGACGGGGGUGAAUAUCAAUGGCACAUGAGGUGGUGUCUCUCUGUAGCAGGAGGCCGUGCAGCCGGGCCAGGCCGAGCGUGUGGGGGAAGUGAAGAUGGAGGAGUCACCAACCCAGCCGGCGUUGGCGGUGGCGAUUGGUGCCGGGAGCCCGUCACGAGGAGUGGAGCGCAUGGAGCAGCAGGACAGGCUGCAGGGGAGCUCUGGAUCACCCACCCUGGAAGUGCCACCUGAGGUAUGGAUCGGCCAGGAGCUGAGAAGAAUUGGCGAUGAGUUCAACUCGCACUACCACACGGGAAGGGCCCACAACCAGGGCUGGAGACUCUGGUACUGGCUCAUCGUACUGCUGAGGCGAAUGAUUGAUGGCGUAUGAUCAAACUGAUCCUUCUGUCCUACUCUGGAGAAGAUUCCCAGCCAACAUGUAGCUUUCCAACUCCAACCCAGACAGGCGCCAGCGUGAAGAAGGGUCUCGACCCCAAACAUCACCCACUCCUUCUCUCCAGAGAUGCUGCCUGACCCGCUGAGUUACUCCAGCACUCUGUGAAACGUCACCUAUCCAUGUUCUCCACAGAU
Amblyraja radiata (thorny skate) is the source of this 693-nucleotide messenger RNA. RefSeq lists its product as uncharacterized. The record is from RefSeq and is a predicted model, not a curated record. The transcript is spliced from 3 exons. NCBI's taxonomy places the organism in Eukaryota, Metazoa, Chordata, Chondrichthyes, Rajiformes, Rajidae. Bases 218 to 493 code for a protein of 91 amino acids.